GAGCACCAAAGAAGGCCAUUUUUAUUUCAUGAGCUAUCCUCUGUUAAUACCCACUUUGAUCGUAUCAGCAAGCUGAGUUUUUCUAUCUGUUGGAAGCAAAAGAUUGUGGAAAGAUGAAGGUAAUGGUGGCAAUAGACGAGAGCGAGUGCAGCUACUACGCUCUCGAGUGGGCACUACAGAACUUGAAGGAGACGAUCGCCUCCUCCGAACUUGUCGUCUUCUGUGUUCAGAAUCUCGCUAACUUGGGCUAUGUUUAUGCUUCUUCCUUCGGCGCUGCGCCUGCCGAGUUGAUACAGAAUCUCGAACAAAAUCAGAAGAAGUUCGUGUUGUCUCUCCUGGAGAAGGCUAAAGAAAUCUGCUCCAAGCAUGGGAUCGAAGCGGAGACGCUAACAGAAGUUGGGGAUCCUAAGGAGGCCAUCUGUGAGGCUGUUGAGAAGCUAAAUGUCCAGUUGCUUGUAUUGGGCAGCCGCAGUCGUGGAGCGAUCCAGAGGGCGUUUCUAGGAAGUGUAAGCAACUAUUGCGUUCACAAUGCAAAGUGCCCUGUCCUUGUCGUCAGAAAACCGGCCUGAGCAGAAGCAUCUCUUCCCUGCAUAUAGAAAGACAAAAAUGGAGAAUAAUUCUGAGGAGGGCAGCCCGUAACCUAAGUUGAAUCGGUAUAAUUUUCAUGUCAAUUAAUAUGGUGCAAAUGUCUCAUUUCCUUUUCCUUAUUUUGCUGUUCUAUGAAUGAUGUUGCUGCUCUCAAGACCCAUGUAUUUCCUUAUGAUUGUUAGUCGUAUUCCCGGGUUUUUCUUUCUUAAUAUCAGCAAUCUCAUAGUUUCAGUCCCUUUUCUGCUAGCCGUGUUUAAUACAAUUGGUAGCAGUCGAAGCAUUGGUGCA
Molecule: messenger RNA, 876 nt
Organism: Punica granatum (pomegranate)
Lineage: Eukaryota; Viridiplantae; Streptophyta; Magnoliopsida; Myrtales; Lythraceae
Source: RefSeq, a predicted model, not a curated record